AUGAGCAAUAUCCCUGGUAAAAGUUUAGGGCCGGGUAGCCGAUUCGCACCACGCGCCUGUGUUGACAAACUCAUGAAGAACCUCUGGGGUGAUCGAUUCUUUGACUUGAAGACGAAGAAAUGGAGCUCGCAACAGUCUGCUGGUGCCAAGAGAGGUUUCUGUCAGUUCGUGUUGGACCCUAUCUUCAAGGUGUUCGAUGCCAUCAUGAACGUAAAGAAGGAUCAGGUCGACGACCUCAUUGUCAAAUUGGGUAUCAAGCUUGCGGCUGACGAGAAAGACCUUGAAGGCAAGCCUCUCAUGAAGGUGUUCAUGAGGAAAUGGCUGCCUGCUGGAGACACUAUGCUUCAAAUGAUCUGUAUCCAUCUCCCAUCUCCAGUAACAGCACAGAGGUACAGAAUGGAGAUGCUGUACGAAGGACCUCAUGAUGAUGAGGCUGCUAUCGCCAUCAAGAACUGCGACCCCAACGGACCUUUGAUGAUGUACGUCUCGAAAAUGGUACCGACUUCCGACAAAGGACGUUUCUACGCUUUCGGACGUGUAUUCUCCGGAAAGGUUGCUACGGGUAUGAAGGCCCGAAUUCAAGGACCUAACUACAUUCCUGGCAAGAAGGAAGACUUGUACGAGAAGACCAUCCAGCGUACCAUUCUUAUGAUGGGUCGUUACAUCGAGCCCAUCGAGGAUAUUCCAUCUGGAAACAUUGCUGGUCUCGUCGGUGUUGAUCAGUACUUGGUCAAAGGAGGAACCAUUACAACAUUUAAGGAUGCUCACAACAUGCGU
This is a messenger RNA of Cylicostephanus goldi, 777 nucleotides long. Lineage: Eukaryota; Metazoa; Nematoda; Chromadorea; Rhabditida; Strongylidae. The record is from the annotation of a GenBank genome assembly.